AUGUCUGUGAAUGAAGAAGCCGAAACCACAAAGCCGCCAACUGCAACAGUUGAGGACAAACUGGAUAUUGUGAUCAAUAAUGUCGUCUGCUCGUUCAGCGUGCGCUGUCACCUGAAGCUGCGGGAGAUUGCGCUGCAUGGCUCCAACGUGGAGUAUCGUCGGGAGAACGGGAUGGUGACGAUGCGUUUGCGUCGUCCCUAUACGACGGCUUCGAUCUGGUCGUCCGGCCGCAUUACCUGUACUGGCGCCAUCUCUGAGUCGCAGGCCAAGGUAGCGGCGCGUCGUUAUGCUCGCAGCUUGAGCAAACUGGGAUUCCCGGUGCGCUUCCAGCAAUUUCGCAUCGUCAACGUGCUCGGCACCUGCAGCAUGCCCUGGCCGAUACGCAUCGUCAACUUCUCGGAGCGGCACCGUGAGAGCGCCUGCUAUGAGCCGGAGUUGCAUCCCGGCGUCACCUUCAAAAUGCAGGAUCCGAAGGCCACCCUCAAGAUAUUCUCGACGGGCAGCAUCACGGUGACGGCGGCCAGCGUGAACGCCGUGGAGUCGGCCAUACAGCGUCUGUAUCCGCUCGUCCACGAAUUCCGCACUCGACCCUUGAACGAGAUCCUAGACGAUGGCAAGAUGAAGCCGAAAUUACCCAAUCUCGUCAAGCGUCCCAUGGCAAUGCCCUCAAACGCCAUCUCCAAGCUCAUGCCUAUGCCCGUGGACAUGUCCAUGUCUAUGCCCAUGGUUCUGCCCACGGCCCUGCCCAUGUCCAUGCCCAUGGCUCUGCCCACGACCCUGUCCACGGCCAUGCCCAUGCGCGUUCCCAUGCUGAACGUGAAGCCCGGGCUGAGACGUGAGCAGCCGACGCCGCCGCCAAAGAGUACGCCCAGCGAGAACAUCUGUGGCAACGCGCGUCGUCGCGCCACCGAGUACUGGGCCAGCAAGUUGCAGGAGAAGCGACCGCGCUUCAACGAAGCCGGCUCCAUGGCCAUCCUCAAUGCCAACAGCUUGGCCCGUCAAAACAAACUGCCCCGAAAGACACCCAACAAGCCGGACGGGAAGGCCACAGCACAGGGCGGAGAAUUGAGUCAAGUGGACAGCAGCUCGACGGAUGAGCCCGAUGAUGAAGAGAAGAAUUCUUAG
Messenger RNA from Drosophila arizonae, 1125 nucleotides. RefSeq lists its product as uncharacterized. The record is from RefSeq and is a predicted model, not a curated record. Gene Ontology annotation, biological process: DNA-templated transcription initiation. Lineage: Eukaryota; Metazoa; Arthropoda; Insecta; Diptera; Drosophilidae. Gene Ontology annotation, molecular function: DNA binding.